GAGCCUUGACAAGUCAGUAAGCCUUUUGCCUGCUCUCUCUAUCCUCCCCACAUGCCUCUUCCCUGCUAUUGCCCUGUUCUCCAGGGCAGGGCCAGCCUGGGGAUGGGCAGCAUGUGCUGCUCUGCCUGUGUGGGUGGGUCACUUCUGGCAGCAAGCUGUCCCCAACCUGAAGGGCAAGUGCUGCCUGUCUCUGCCAGCUGCUGGGGCCCUGGAGUGUCCUUGUGCGUGGUCCCUUCCCUGCUCCCCAAGAUGUGACUUGGCCGGACAAGGGCUAAUGGACUGUGCUAGGCACCCUGCCCAGGGGCAGGUGGCAUGCCAUGGGCAGUCACUAGGCUCUGGUGCAGCUCUCCCAGUGGUGGUUUUUUGAACAUGUCUUAUUCUUGCUCUGUCCUUUCUCCUUCUGGCCCUUGGGGCCAGUAUCACACUAUCAGUCCAAAGUCGGUCCUUCGUGGGCCAGGUCUUUACUGGAGAGGAGUAGAAGGGUGGGGAGUAAGGACACAUGUGGUGUCUUGAGUACUGGUGUGCUGUGGUUCUUCGCCAGGGGAGGUGUGGGGCAGCCCCAGGGAAAUGAUGCCAUGAGAUCUGUCAGAUUUGACAGAUGACUCUGUCACUCGCAGGCAGCCCCCUCAGCUGCUGGAGCCCCCCAGCAGCCCCGUGUGCGACCCUGUGAAGCUGCGGAUGUUAGAGGACAUUGAUGACUCGCAGCCCCACAGCUGGACCUCCCAGUCCCGCUCCUUCCGCAAACUGACCCGGCUGGUGGGCGCAGACAGCAUGGAGGAUGGUGAGGAUGAGCUUGUUAAAAAGCCCAGGGAUACCCAUGGGUCCGGCUGGGGCACAGUGGAGCAGUGGCAGCCCCCUCAGCCACUGGAGCCCCCCAGAAGCCCCGGGUGUGAUCCUGGGAAGCUGCGGAUGUUAGAGGACGCUGAGGACUGGCAGCCCCGCACCGGGACCUCCCAGUCCCGCUCCUUCCGCAAACUGGCCCAGCUGACGGGCACAGAUGGCAUGGAGGAUGGUGAGGAUGAGCUUGUUAAAAAGCCCAGGGAUGCCCAUGGGUCCAGCUGGGGCACGGUGGAGCAGCGGCAGCCCCCUCAGCCACUGGAGCCCCCCAGAAGCCCCGGGUGUGAUCCUGGGAAGCUGCGGAUGUUAGAGGACGCUGAGGACUGGCAGCCCCGCACCGGGACCUCCCAGUCCCGCUCCUUCCGCAAACUGGCCCAGCUGACGGGCACAGAUGGCAUGGAGGAUGGUGAGGAUGAGCUUGUUAAAAAGCCCAGGGAUGCCCGUGGGUCCAGCUGGGGCACGGUGGAGCAGCGGCAGCCCCCUCAGCUGCUGGAGCCCCCCAGCACCCCUGGGUGCAACCCUGGGAAGCUGCGGAUGUUAGAGGACGCUGAGGACUGGCAGCCCCGCACCGGGACCUCCCAGUCCCGCUCCUUCCGCAAACUGGCCCAGCUGACGGGCACAGAUGGCAUGGAGGAUCAUGAUGAGAUGUUUGUUAGGAAGCCCAGCCAGGUCUCCGUGUCGGACCCAUCUCCAGGAGCAGCGAUGAAGACUGAGCCAGGACUGGCCCCCAGGACCCCCACUGCCACCCCGGGCCCCACCAGCCGCCCACCGUGGGCUGUGGACCCGUCGUUCGCCGAGCGCUACGCUCCGGACAAGACGAGCACGGUGGUGAGCAAGCACAGCCAGCCGGCCACGCCGACCCCCAUGCAGAACCGCAGCUCCAUCGUGCAGGCGGCCCAGCAGGCCCCCGAGGGGCCCGGCUGCACCCCCCUCUGCUACAAGUGCAACAAGGUCAUCAGGGGACGGUACCUGGUGGCAUUGGGACAUUAUUACCAUCCCGAGGAGUUCACCUGCUGCCAGUGCAGGAAGGUGCUGGAUGAGGGCGGCUUCUUUGAGGAGAAAGGUUCCAUCUUCUGCCCCAAGUGCUACGAUUCACGCUACGCGCCCAGCUGUGCCAAGUGCAAGAAGAAGAUCACUGGAGAGGUCAUGCAUGCUCUGAAGAUGACCUGGCACGUGCAGUGCUUCACUUGCAAUGCCUGCAAAACUCCCAUCCGCAACCGAGCCUUCUACAUGGAGGAGGGACAGCCCUACUGUGAGAGAGACUACGAGAAGAUGUUUGGCACCAAGUGCCGUGGCUGUGACUUCAAGAUCGAUGCUGGGGACCGGUUCCUGGAGGCCCUGGGGUUCAGCUGGCACGACACUUGCUUCGUCUGUGCGAUCUGCCAGACCAACCUGGAAGGGAAGACAUUCUACUCCAAGAAAGACAAGCCGCUCUGCAAGAGCCAUGCUUUCUCCCAUGUGUGAGGGGUGGAAGUUCAGCUGUGCCCACGCGUGCCCCUGGCCCUGCAUGCUCCUCUCCUCCCAUCCUGAUGCCUCCAGGGAGCCAGGCUGGGCCUUUGGCCCUUCCCCUUGCUCCUACCUCUUUCCUGGCAGCUCCUGGCCUGAAUUCAGCUGGAGACAGUGCUGGGUGCAGAGCCCUUAUAGCUGGGUGACUUCUUCUGUGCUUCCUGACUGGCCCUAGGAGCCCUGGGAAGGGGAUGCUGCAUGGAUUUCCUGCCCCUGAACCACGCAGCAUAGUGGGCACAGCCGUGCUGAGGCUGGAAUCGGGGAUGCUCUGGUGCAACCAGGCUGCUCCCUUGCUGCCUGGCAGCUCAGUGCUGGGGCAGGGAUGUUCCUAACACAUCCCUAAAUGGGUGAGGACCAGCCCCCUGCCACACUCUUCCUCACCUUCCCUGCUGUGUGCUUAGUGCAUGGGGCUGGAGACCCAGCCCUGCUCCCCUACCCACAGCAACCCCCCAAUCAUCCCACAAACUGCUGCAGUGGCUUCCUGCCCUGGCUGCAUUCCAAGGGGAGUCCAUGCCUUGCAACCCCACUGCUCCCCUGAGGCUGGCAGCACCCCCAGCCUGGUGUGCCCCAGCCCUGGGCUGGCAGCUUGUGUUGAUGGCCAGCUGGCUCUGCAAGGCUUGGGCACGGCUUCCUGCCAAAGAGUGCUCUGUCACCACCGUCCUGGGCCCAUCGAUGCCUCCCCCCAACCCACACCCUCUGGUCGGGCUGCACUGAUGUAGCCACGGUGCUUUUAAUGCCUUUAAUAAACACAUCUCUGCGAGUGCC
Molecule: messenger RNA, 3108 nt
Organism: Pipra filicauda (Wire-tailed manakin)
Lineage: Eukaryota; Metazoa; Chordata; Aves; Passeriformes; Pipridae
Gene: PDLIM7
Product: PDZ and LIM domain 7
Exons: 17
Coding region: 679-2301 (540 amino acids)
Biological process (GO): heart development; muscle structure development; actin cytoskeleton organization
Cellular component (GO): adherens junction; filamentous actin; stress fiber
Molecular function (GO): actin binding; muscle alpha-actinin binding
Source: RefSeq, a predicted model, not a curated record